Messenger RNA from Kalmanozyma brasiliensis GHG001, 1317 nucleotides. RefSeq names its product Major facilitator superfamily. Gene Ontology annotation, cellular component: fungal-type vacuole membrane. Gene Ontology annotation, molecular function: transmembrane transporter activity. The transcript has a single exon. The record is from RefSeq and is a predicted model, not a curated record. Lineage: Eukaryota; Fungi; Basidiomycota; Ustilaginomycetes; Ustilaginales. The coding region runs from base 1 to 1317 and encodes 438 amino acids. Gene Ontology annotation, biological process: transmembrane transport.
AUGCCUGUAGGCACGGAGCGAUCUCCACACACGCAAGAUGUGCCCAACGAUGGCAACCGACACACCUGGAACCGCGAUGUGUACCUCCUUCUUGCAGCGCGCUUCGUGCGAAUGACGGCGUUUGGAUCCUCAUCUCUCGUCCUGGCGCUCUUCCUCUCGAGUCUCGACCAGACGCCCGUACAAGUGGGCCGCUUUCUCACUCUCACGCUGGUGGGCGACUUUCUGCUCUCGUUUGUCCUCACUUUCACCGCAGAUUCGCUACUCGGACGGCGCAACACGCUUCGGCUCGGUGCGCUGUCGAUGCUCCUGUCCGGCCUGGUGUUUGCGACGGCUAGCAAUGUCAAUGUGCUUCUUGUCGCUGCGAUCUUUGGCGUGAUCAGCCCGUCCGGUGGGGAGAUUGGGCCAUUCAGGGCGGUAGAGGAAAGCAUCCUCGCCGGGUUGGUGGACAAGCAGCACAGACCGGCGCUGUUUGGAUCCUUCAUCGUGACGGGAGCGCUUGCUGCCAGUCUGUCUACAUGGCUCGGCGGGCUGCUCAACAAGCUAGUUGACGCAGACAGUCGAGACGCCAUGAUGUGGUACUACAGGUGCGUCUUUGUCGUGUACGCUGUGAUGGGAUUGCUCAAGCUUCUACUUUCGCUCUCACUCAGCGAUCGCUGCGAAGUUCGCACGCGCGUCGAACCGCAGCCAGCAAGAGAGGCCGACGAGCGCGAUCCACUGCUCUCGCAGCAAGCAGCAGACCCGCCAACAGCGGACACGCCGUUCAGCAACCGUCGGUUCGCUCUCCUCUGCACGCUCUUCGCCAUCGACUCGCUCGGCAGCGGCAUGGCUUCGCAAACACUCACGUCCUGGUUCCUCUCGCGCAAGUUCAACGCGGAGCUUGCGUCGCUCGGCAGCAUCCUCUCUGCCGCGCUGCUUGUCUCUGCAACAUCGAACCUCUUCUCUGCGCGAAUAGCGAAACGACUCGGGCUCGUCGUGACAAUGGUGGUAACCCACCUGCCCGCCAACAUCUUUCUUGCAAUGAUCCCUUUGCCUUCGGGUCUGGGUCUCACAUCGGCGCUGAUUGUCGCGAGAGCAGCGACGUCGUCGAUGGACCAAGCGCCGCGAUCCGCUUUCCUGUCCGCCUUUGUGCCGGACCAUCAAAGAACGAGGGUCCUCGGUCUGGUCACCACGGUACAGACGCUGGCUCAGUCAGGAGGGCCGUCGCUCACAGGUUGGUUCGCCGAGAAGGGGAAGAUGGGCUGGGCAUUCCAUACAGCUGGCGCGCUCAAGGCGGGAUACGAUCUAGGACUACUUGCUGCUUUCUCUGCUGUCAACUGA